This is a messenger RNA of Calliphora vicina (urban bluebottle blowfly), 819 nucleotides long. RefSeq names its product collagen, type I, alpha 1b-like. The coding region runs from base 1 to 819 and encodes 272 amino acids. The record is from RefSeq and is a predicted model, not a curated record. NCBI's taxonomy places the organism in Eukaryota, Metazoa, Arthropoda, Insecta, Diptera, Calliphoridae. The transcript has 3 exons.
AUGAAGUAUCUCAACAUUAUUGUAGGGUUUAUAGCUCUUUUGGCAGUUUGCCAUGCUAUUGAAACUACCACAACGGCAGCACCAGAUGAUACAACUUCAGACAGUGCUACGGAAGGUACCACAGAAAUUGCAAAUGAAAGUACCACAGACAGUGCAAGUGAAACAACUACGGAAAGCCCAGCUGAAAGUACCACGGAAAGUCCAGCUGAAACUACAACAGAUAGAAAGCCUGGAAAACCAAGUAAACCUGGUAAACCAGGUAAUAAUGGAAAGCAUAGUGAACAUGGUAAACCAGGUGAACAUGGUAGACCAAGUGAACAUGGCAGACUAGGUGAACAUGGUAGACCAGGUGAACAUGGUAAACAUGAUGAACAUGGCAGACCUGGUGAACAUGGUAGACCAAGUGGAUCCAAAGGAGACAAUCGCCCUGGAUCUGAAAAACAUCACGGACCAGCAGGGCCAGAAGGAUCUGGAGGUUUUGGUGGACCUGGAAGUCAAGGUGGUUUCGGUGGCCCUAGUAGACAAGGAGGAUUUGGUGGACAAGGAAGUCAAAGUGGUUUCGGCGGUCCUAGCAGACAAGGAGGAUUCGGUGGUCAAGGCGGUUUCGGUGGGCUUGGACAACAAGGUGGAUUUGGUGGUCCAGGUCAAAGACAAGGACUUUUUGGACGCCCUGGAAAUCAGGGAGGUUUUGGUGGUCUAGGAAGUCAAGGUGGAAAUCUAGGAGGUUUUGGUAGCCCUGGAAAACAAGGAGGUUUUCUCACACAACCAAACUUUGGAGGUUUCAGUAGACCUGAUGGCUUCGGAAGACCUGGCAGAUAA